AUAAAAUUUCACAUGCGUUUUGAUUCAGCUUAUAGUUCAAUGUGUAUAAUUAACUAAUAGUUGUUUGCUAGUAGACUUAAUAACAUCAACUACUCCUUGAAUGAAGAAAAAAGUCUCCAGAAUGACAAGCAAGCACGUAUGUCGAAAAUUGGAACGAAAACAGCGACGUUGUGAAGCGAUAAUCUUCCACGACUUUGGCAUUGAAAGUAGUGGGUCGCCCACUACCAUACUUGCUAUUUUAAAUGCCGGUCUUUCCACUGGUCUUACUGAGGAGGCUGUAUUGAGCAGCGCAAUACAGUAUGCACCCGUGCAACAAGUGUUAAUGUUGCCAAAUAAAUCUUAUUGCUUUUUAGAGUGUAGUAACGAGGCUGAUGCUGAGCUUAUUUACAAAAAUUUGCACGGUUGCGCCGGAUUGGAACAAAAUGGCGGUGUAGCCUAUUUGUCCUACUUCAAAACUCUACCCGCAUGCCGUGAGAAAAAUGUUUGGGCUAAGCGACUACCGGAAGGGCUGGUGCUGCUGCCGAAUUUUGUGUCGGAAGCUGAAGAAGAGGCGUUACUCAGUGCGAUUGCUGUUGAAGAGAACACUGAAAAAAGUGAUUUGAAACAUCGUCAGGUUAAACAUUUUGGAUAUAAGUUUAUUUAUGGCGAAAAUAACGUAGACAUAUCAAACCCAACAAGUGAAAAGAUACCAAAUGUUUGUGAUAUACUAUGGCCCCGUUUGAAAACAGAAAUUACAAAACUAGGUUUGUCAACGUGGGACUGGGAUGUACCUGAUCAAAUGACCGUGAACAUCUAUGAACCUGGUCAAGGCAUACCGCCGCACGUCGAUACACACAGCGCAUUUCUCGAGCCCAUACUUUCAUUAUCACUUUGUGGAGAAGUGGUUAUGGAUUUCAGACAUGGUACUGAACGCCAACCGCUCAUAUUGUUACGACGCUCAAUGCUUGUCAUGUCAGGCGCCUCACGAUACGACUGGACCCAUGGCAUUACACCACGUACACUUGAUGUCGUUCCCACACAGACUGGUUUGACGGUGAGGCCACGCCAGAAACGUGUUUCACUCACCUUCCGGCGUUUGCGUCGCGGUCCAUGCAACUGCAUAUUUCCUACACUAUGCGAUACACAUUUAAAUGCGGCAGAGAAAACAGAGAGGGUCAUACCAAGUGCAGUAGCUGCACAAUUAGAGGAACAAAAUGUGCAUAGCGUUUACGAACGAAUUGCACCGCACUUUUGUCAAACUCGUCACACGCCUUGGCCGCGUGUAGCAGAUUUUCUACGUAGUUUCUCAGAAGGAAGUGUAGUCUUCGACAUUGGCUGUGGUAAUGGAAAAUAUCUGCAUUGCAAUAGCGCCGUGUUAAAUAUUGGUUGUGAUCGCAGUGGAGAAUUGCUUCAUACAUGCUUAGAGCGUGCGAGUACCAUUAAUGCGAGGAAUACAAGUGUUUUUCGAUGUGAUUGCUUACAUGUGCCUGUACGUGCGCAAUCCGUCGACGGUUGUAUCAGCAUUGCAGUAAUACAUCACUUGGCAACCGCAGAAAGGCGCUUAAUGGCCAUAACCGAAAUGGCACGACUACUGCGUUCAGGUGGACGUGGUCUAAUCUAUGUGUGGGCGAAAGAUCAACGUGCUCUAAACAAUAAAAAGUCUGCUUAUCUGUUGCAAAAUAAGUCGUUGAACAAAAACAAAGUAACUGUGGAACAACAACGUCAACGUGCAGCGGAAGAAUUGCAGCAGCAACAGCAACAACUGCAGGAAUUGGUGCCGGGUGCGCCACAGCUGCCUAUACAUACAAAUCGCACCGACUUUAUGCAGCAGGAUGUACUAGUGCCAUGGAAAUUAAAAGUUGCUGUCAAUCAGGGGAAAGAGGAAACUACUACUGCCUCCGCAGACCCAAACGUCUACCUACGUUAUUAUCAUGUAUUCGAGGCGGGUGAGAUGGAAGCAUUGAUGGAGCAAAUUCCAGAAGUUGAAGUAUCGGAAAGUUAUUAUGAUCAAGGCAACCACUGUGUAAUUUUUACACGACGCAAAAUAAAAUGAGAAAAUAUUUAAAUUUUUUAUUUACUAUAUUUAAAAUUUAAUUCCCAUUUAUUUUAUGACAAUGCUUACUUACCUAAUGCCCCUAUGGCGGGUCGUUAAAAUAUAACAUUUUAUACAAGUUUAUGUAUUCACACAUACAUAUAAGAUUGUAAUAUAAUAUAUACGUAAGCAAAUAUUUUUAUAAUAAAUUAAUUAACAUCUAGACUCUGUGAAAUAAUCCAUUUAGUAAUUGACAUUUCAAUAAUACAACAAUUACUGUUCCUAUUCCGCUAAUUUUAAUAAUAAUUACAAUAAUUUUUAUUAAUGAAAUGUAAAACUAUUUUUCUAAAAUUGUAUUGUACUUAUAUUUAAUAUAAGCUACUGAAAUAUUAAUGAUGUAAAUAAUUAUUUUCGAAAUAAAUAUAAUCUCUUUUAUUGAAUUCUUUGCAAUAAAUCCAAAGUAAAAUCCUCUUUUUCUUAUACAUAUAAUAUAAUGCAUAUAAUGUUUGGGCUUAUAAAAACUUUCAAAAUUUCUUAUGUUUGGCUCGGAUAAACUUAUAUAACUUAUAUUAGAUUGUGGUAUAUUAAUUAAGACACUAAUUGUUUCAAAUAAGCUAUGAACAUUACGAAAAAUUUAUUAGCUAGUUUAUUGUACACUACUUUGCUGAAAUUUUGUAAGCGUCACGUAAAUAAAUAGAUAAUGAAAAAGAAACUAAAAAA
Molecule: messenger RNA, 2731 nt
Organism: Ceratitis capitata (Mediterranean fruit fly)
Lineage: Eukaryota; Metazoa; Arthropoda; Insecta; Diptera; Tephritidae
Product: alkylated DNA repair protein alkB homolog 8
Exons: 1
Coding region: 101-2032 (643 amino acids)
Biological process (GO): tRNA wobble uridine modification
Cellular component (GO): nucleus; cytoplasm
Molecular function (GO): S-adenosylmethionine-dependent methyltransferase activity; tRNA binding
Source: RefSeq, a predicted model, not a curated record